This is a messenger RNA of Bombina bombina (fire-bellied toad), 12642 nucleotides long. It is a transcript of the gene UNC79, whose product is annotated as unc-79 homolog, NALCN channel complex subunit. Lineage: Eukaryota; Metazoa; Chordata; Amphibia; Anura; Bombinatoridae. Gene Ontology annotation, molecular function: protein binding; catalytic activity. The record is from RefSeq and is a predicted model, not a curated record. The transcript has 56 exons. Bases 1 to 12642 code for a protein of 4213 amino acids.
AUGUCCACCAAAGCGGAGCAAUUUGCUUCCAAGAUUCGAUAUCUACAAGAAUAUCACAACCGCGUUCUUCAUAACAUUUAUCCGGUGCCAUCUGGAACUGACAUAGCAAACACUUUGAAAUAUUUCUCCCAGACGUUAUUAAGCAUUUUGUCCCGAUCAGGGAAGAAGGAGAAUCAAGAUGCCUCCAAUUUGACAGUGCCCAUGACCAUGUGUCUUUUUCCUGUACCAUUCCCACUCACCCCAUCUCUAAGACCACAGGUCAGUUCCAUCAACCCUACUGUUACUCGCUCCCUCCUUUACAGCGUCCUGCGAGAUUCUCCAUCAGAACGAGGUCAACAAAGCCGUGAUGCUCAGUUAUCAGAGUACCCUUCAUUGGACUAUCAGGGGCUUUAUGUGACUUUGGUGACACUGUUGGAUCUAGUUCCAUUGCUUCAACAUGGCCAACACGAUCUCGGACAAUCCAUAUUUUAUACGACCACAUGUUUAUUGCCAUUCUUGAGCGAUGAUAUUCUAAGCACUUUACCCUACACAAUGAUAUCAACCCUAGCUACGUUUCCUCCAUUCCUACACAAGGAUAUCAUUGAAUACCUAAGCACCUCAUUUCUUCCCAUGGCUAUAUUAGGUUCGAACAGGAGAGAAGGAGGAAUUCCUGCACAUGUAAAUCUUUCUGCCUCUUCAAUGCUAAUGAUUGCAAUGCAGUAUACGUCCAACCCUGUGUAUCACUGCCAGCUGCUAGAAUGUCUAAUGAAGUAUAAGCAAGAGGUUUGGAAAGACUUGCUUUAUGUGAUAGCCUAUGGGCCUUCCCAGGUAAAGCCACCAGCAGUACAAAUGCUAUUCCAUUACUGGCCUAAUUUAAAACCUCCUGGAGCAAUAACUGAAUAUCGGGGUCUCCAGUACACAGCUUGGAAUCCGAUCCAUUGCCAACAUAUAGAGUGCCACAAUGCCAUCAACAAGCCGGCGGUUAAGAUGUGCAUCGAUGCUUCAUUGUCUGUGGCUUUGGGGGACAAGCCACCUCCACUGUAUCUGUGUGAAGAAUGUAGUCAAAGAAUUACAGGGGAUCACAGUGAAUGGCUCAUUGAUGUUCUCCUGCCACAGGCUGAAAUUUCAGCCAUUUGUCAGAAAAAGAAUUGCAGUUCACAUGUAAGAAGGGCAGUAGUCACUUGCUUUUCAGCUGGAUGUUGUGGACGUCAUGGUAACAGGCCGGUAAGAUACUGCAAAAGGUGCCAUUCUUACCAUCACAGCAAUGAGGUCGGGGCAUCAGCAGCGGCAACAGAGACACAUCUUUUCCAAACAUCUCCCCCUCCUAUCAACACCAGGGAAUGUGGAGCAGAAGAGCUUGUCUGUGCAGUAGAAGCAGUAAUCAGUUUGUUGAAAGAAGCUGAAUUUCACGCUGAGCAAAGAGAAUAUGAAAUGAACCGAAGAAGGCAAAUGGGUCUUUCUUCCUCCCAUCAUUCUUUAGAUAAUACAGAUUUUGAUAACAAGGAUGAUGACAAACAUGACCAGCGCAUCUUGAGUCAAUUUGGCAUUUGGUUCUUGGUGAGUCUCUGCACUCCCAGUGAAAACACUCCUACAGAGAGUCUAGCGAGGCUGGUCAGUAUGGUGUUCCAGUGGUUUCACUCUACGGCUUACAUGAUGGAUGAUGAAGUUGGAAGUCUUGUGGAGAAACUUAAACCUCAGUUUGUCACCAAAUGGUUGAAAACAGUUUGUGACAUUCGGUUUGAUGUCAUGGUUAUGUGUCUCCUCCCAAAACCAAUGGAGUUUGCAAGGGUUGGCGGAUACUGGGACAAGUCUUGCAGUACUGUCACCCAGCUGAAAGAAGGUCUGAACAGAAUACUCUGCCUUAUCCCUUAUAAUGUGAUAAACCAGCCAGUGUGGGAAUGCAUUAUGCCUGAGUGGUUAGAGUCUAUCAGAACUGAAGUUCCGGAUAACCAACUCAAAGAGUUCCGUGAAGUGCUCAGCAAAAUGUUUGAUAUUGAGCUAUGUCCGUUGCCUUUUUCAAUGGAGGAAAUGUUUGGGUUCAUCAGCUGCCGUUUCACUGGUUACCCAUCAUCUGUUCAGGAACAAGCUUUACUCUGGCUUCAUGUGCUGUCAGAACUAGACAUUGUAGUCCCAUUACAGCUGCUAAUUAGCAUGUUUUCUGAUGGAGUGAAUUCAGUCAAGGAGCUGUCCAACCAAAGGAAAACGCGCGUCUGUGAACUUGGAGGGAACAUUCCUGGCCACAGGGGUAGCAUUGCCUCUGACCCAGGCAGGAGAGUGCAACACAGUAUGCUCAGCCCUUUCCCCAGCCCGUUCCACAGUCCUUUUAGAAGCCCCAUGCGGAGUCCAUUCCGAAGCCCCUUUAAAAACUAUGGACAUACGACAGGAAGAACUAUUGACUUUGAUUGCGAUGAUGAGGAAAUGAAUCUAAACUGCUUUAUACUCAUGUUUGACCUCAUACUGAAACAGAUGGAGCUACAGGACGAUGGGAUCACAUUGGGAAUGGAAAACAGCCUUUCCAAGGACAUUAUAUCCAUCAUAAAUAAUGUGUUCCAGGCACCUUGGGGAGGAUCCCACACCUGCCAGAAAGAUGAAAAAGCCAUUGAGUGUGGCUUAUGCCAGUCCAGUAUUCUGUGUUAUCAGAUGGCUUGUGAGUUGCUGGAACGCCUUGCUCCUAAGGCAGAGAUCAGACUGGUGGAGCCAACGGACAGUUUGGAAGAGAGCUUGUUAUUUUCCAGAGCAGAGUUCAUUAUUGGCUCAGAAGAGGAGGAGAAUCCAGCAAAGAAACAUGGAGAAAAUCCAGGCAACCAUACAGCAGCGACAGAGCCCCCCACAAUAAAAAAUGACACAGAUCGAAAGUUCUGCUAUCAGCAGCUUCCAGUUGCUCUGAAACUGAUCUACACCAUCCUACAGGAAAUGGCUAAAUUUGAUGAGCCAGAUAUUCUCUUCAAUAUGUUGAACUGUCUGAAGAUUCUCUGCCUGCAUGGGGAGUGCUUGUAUAUUGCAAAGAAAGAUCAUGUGCCUUUCCUUGGCUAUAUCCAAGAGCACAUGCUCAUCUCAAGUUUGUGGCGAGUGAUGAAAUCUGAGUUCUCGCAGCUUUCAUCUUUGGCGGUUCCUCUCCUUCUCCAUGCUUUGUCUCUUCCUUAUGGUGCUGACAUCUUCUGGACAAUCAUUAACACCAAUUUCAACAGCAAAGACUGGAAAAUGAGGUUUGAAGCAGUGGAGAAGGUAGCUGUUUUGUGUAGAUUCCUGGACAUUCACUCAGUAACAAAGAACCACCUGCUAAAAUACUCCUUGGCUCACGCAUUCUGCUGCUUUCUGACUGCAGUGGAAGAUGUCAACCCAGCAGUUGCCACAAGAGCUGGACUUCUGCUAGACACCAUCAAGAGACCAGCAUUGCAGGGCCUGUGCCUUUGUCUUGACUUCCAGUUUGACACUGUUGUGAAGGACAGACCAACCAUUCUCAGCAAGCUUCUACUGCUUCACUUUCUAAAGCAGGACAUUCCAGCUCUAAGCUGGGAGUUCUUUGUAAAUAGGUUUGAUACCCUUUCCCUGGAAGCUCAGCUUCACCUAGACUGCAACAAGGAGUUUCCAUUUCCUACAACAAUCACAGCUGUAAGAACGAAUGUAGCCAAUCUCAGUGACGCAGCCAUGUGGAAGAUCAAAAGAGCGAGAUUUGCCCGUAACCGGCAAAAGAGUGUGCGUUCCUUACGUGACAGCGUCAAAGGACCAGGGGAAUCAAAGAGAGCUCUCUCGCUGCCAGAAACCCUCAGUACUAAAAUCCCGGUGAGAUUGACCAGACAUGAACAAUCUGCACCUGCACUUGGAAUAACAGCAGAGCAAACACAAGGUCAGCAUUCACCAGAAAAUGAUAACAUCAUAAAGGACCCACUGCCUGAAGAUGCCGGUAUUGACCACCAAACUGUGCACCAGUUAAUUACAGUACUGAUGAAGUUUAUGGCAAAAGAUAAAAGCAGCGCUGAAGCUGACAUCAGCAGUGCCAAAGCUUUCAACACAGUAAAACGUCAUCUGUACGUGCUCCUUGGGUUCGACCAGCAAGAAGGAUGCUUCAUGAUUGCGCCACAAAAAAUGCGAACGUCUACUUGCUUCAAUGCAUUCAUUGCAGGAAUUGCUCAGGUAAUGGAUUAUAAUAUAAACCUGGGAAAGCAUCUUCUGCCUCUUGUGGUACAAGUGCUGAAGUACUGUACAUGCCCUCAGCUCAGGCAUUAUUUCCAGCAUCCUCCACGCUGCUCAUUGUGGUCCCUGAGGCCGCACAUCAGACAGAUGUGGCUAAAAGCUCUGCUUGUCAUUCUAUAUAAGUAUCCGUACAGAGAAAGUGAUCUGAGCAAGAUAGUUCUGCAUCUGAUUCACAUCACAGUCAAUACCCUCAAUGCCCAGUAUCACAGCUGCAAACCCCAUGCGACCGCUGGACCCCUGUAUAGUGAUAACAGCAACAUCAGUAGAUACAGCGAGAAAGAAAAAGAGGAGGACAGUGUCUUUGAUGAAUCAGAUAUCCAUGAUACGCCCACUGGAGCUGGUAACAAAGAAUCCCAAACAUUCUUUGCUCGGUUAAAACGGAUUGGAGGAAGCAAGAUGGUGAAAUACCAACAAGUGGACAUGAAUGCCCAGAAAAGUGAAAUUGAACUGGCUGAAUAUAGAGAAUCUGGUGCCUUACAAGAUAGCAUUUUGCGUUGUGCGAGAGAAGAAAGUUUUCAAAAAAAGAAGCUGCGCUCUCUAAAGCAGAAGUCACUUGAUAUUGGCAAUACAGACUCUUUGUUAUUUACUUUGGAUGAACAUCGCAGGAAGUCCUGCAUAGAUCGCUGUGAGUUAGGCCACACUGACACACAAAAGCUAAAUGACUAUGAUCGAUCAAAUCAGAACUCUACGACACUAAUUGAGAAUGCUGAUAUAAAUGAAAAUAAAACAGGAAUAGAAAGUUUAAAUGAAACCCGGAGACCUGUGAUACCGGAGGUUAGACUUAGUUGCAUGGAAACUUUUGAAGUAAAGGUGGAUUCUCCAGUCAAGCAAUCUCUUCCUAGAGAAGACUUAGAUCUAAUAGACUUGUCUUCAGAUUCAACAUCAGGGCCUGAAAAGCAAUCAAUCUUAUCAACAUCUGACAGUGAUUCUCUAGUAUUUGAGCCACUGCCUCCCUUAAGGAUCGUGGAAAGUGAUGAUGAAGAAUUCCAGAUUAUCAGCAAUGGCAAGCUGGUAGUCUCAGCCUCCUCAACUCCCAUGAGUGCCUCAGUACUUAGUUUAAGCAUGAUGCCACUGGUACAAGUUAGUAUAGAGGAUUGUUCUAAAGAUUUUUCUGCCAAAGAUUUUAGCUUUAAUCCAGCAUUACGAACCGAGGAUAGCCCAUCUCACACGGCUGAAGAUCAAAAAGACUUUGAAGAGUUGACUAAGCCUGGGGACAUGCUUGAAGUCUUCAUUGGGAGUCCUCUUACACUAAAGCAAAAGAGAGACCAACUGCGCAAAGCCUGUGCUCUCUCUGAGAUGUCUGUUGAUGAUCAUUUUGAAGACACUGGAGAAGAAAACAAAUCUGAAGAAAAAGGUGAACUAUUGUCUGCCCCAGAAAUAACUGGAAACCAGAAAGAUAGCAGUAAGCCUGAUGCAAGCACUGAAUCAGACACAGAGCAAAAUGCAGAACAGAAAGAAGAAGCCGAAGAAUCAGAGUUUAAAAUCCAAAUUGUUCCUCGACAAAGGAAACAGAGAAAGAUUGCAGUGAGUGCCAUUCAGAGAGAAUACCUGGAUAUCACAUUCAACAUUCUAGAUAAGCUAGGAGAACAAAAAGAUGCAGAUACUGGUACCAAAGCACUGGCCAUCUUGGAUAUGCCAAGAGAAUCAUCUUCAGCCCCAACACUAGAAGCUGGACCUCCUGAGAACAGUAGUCGUUCUUCUCUGACUCAGUACAGGCAAAUGAAAAGAGGCUCUCUGGGUGCACUAACAAUGAGUCAAAUUAUGAAGAGGCAGCUUGAACACCAGUCUAGCGCUCCGCACCAUAUCAGCAACUGGGACCCUGAUGACCCCAAAGCUGUGCACGAAGUCCUGGGAAGUAUAUCAGAGGUUUCCAUGGGGAGAACCAGUAUACCUUACAUUCAGAUAGCCUUGCCAGAAAAAUGUUCACAUCCAAAGGUGAAAUUUAUAAAGAUGAAGGCAGAAACUUCUCAGGAAGUUCUACAGUCUUCAGGCUUGUUAACCAUGUCAAAUAGAAAGGGCCCUAAGCUGCCCAAAAGCCUGCACUCAUCAAAUAUGGAAAAUUACUUAAUCUCCAGUGAUCCAACACAAGGCCCUCACAGAGAACUCCCAGAACCUGCAGGGAUAACAGCUUCAGUCUCUCAACACAGCACAGAGCCUAGACAAAGUGACUAUAUUACUAAAGAUGAUAUUAGACAUCUAUCAUCCAAAAAUGAUAUAAAAGAGGCCAUGCUGGAAAUGAAACACAUGUUUGGGGAGCUGAAGAAGGACAUUGCCACUAUAGACAGGAGAGUCACGUCUGUAGAGGAGUCACAGGAGUCACUACGCUCUGACCUACAGCAUAAUACCAGCUGCAUGCAAUCGCAAGAAAUGAUUGUUCUAAAUCUUACUGACAGGAUAGAAGACCUAGAAAAUAGAAGUCGGCGGAACAAUCUAAGGAUAAGGGGAGUUCCAGAAGUAGUGACUCCAGCAGAGAUUAAUCAGUAUAUACAAAAGCUUUUUAAGCAUAUUAAAAAUGACCCGGGAGCAGAAGAUAUUCAUGUGGAAAGGGCCCACAGAGCCCUGCGGCCUAAGCCGCCAGCUAGAGCACCGCCUAGAGACAUCAUAGCCAAGCUCCUCUCAUAUAGAGACAGGGAAGAUAUACUAAGACACUCCAGAAACCGUCAAUCCCUGACUUAUGAGGGGGCAGAGAUCCAGAUCUUCACAGACCUAUGCCCUGCGACACUGCAAAAAAGGAGAGAAAUGCGUUUUAUUACAUCCAAUCUCAGAGAGCAAAGAAUCCCAUACAGGUGGGGUUUCCCGACCUGCUUAAUCGCCACCAAAGAUGGAAUCACAGCUACAUACCGAGCGACAUCUGAUCUCCCUGCCUUUAACCAGGCCAUGGGCACACAGAUCAGGCCUCCUGGCCCUACAGCAGAACCUGCCCAGCAAAGAGAUAAUCCUGGAGAGGAAGGAAACCUACCUACAGAAGUGAUGGAGGACACUACAGCCCGGACUAUGGAUCUUGUCACGAUUAAUGUUAAUGGCUUUAAUAGCCCUGAGAAGAGAUCGAUUGUCACCAGAGACUUAAAUAGAAUGGGUGGAGAUAUUGUGUGCAUUCAGGAGACGCAUUUUUCUAAACACAAAGAGCCUAAAUGGUAUAGUCAGAAAUAUCCAGUGGCAUACUUCGCAUCUGGACCCACAAAAAAAAAUGGAGUGGGGAUAUUAUUUAGAGCUGGGAUCCCCUUCCGGUUGGAACAGAUCAUAAGGGAUCCUGAUGGCAGGUACUUGAUUAUAGCUGGUAAUCUAUAUGGCAAAUUAGUUACUUUUGUCAGUCUUUAUUCACCAAAUACGGCGCAGGAUAUCUUCUUUAAGAAACUUGCGACAAAGAUACUAGAAACCCAAAAAGGAAUUCUUUUUAUGGGUGGAGACUACAAUGUGUCCUUCUGCCCAGAGCUGGACACAUCAGAUGGAUUAUCCAGCACCUCAUGUCGAGUGGUAAAACAUGUUGCUAAAACUAUGAGAGACCUGGUUAUCCAUGAUGUGUGGCGUACACUACAUCCUGUUUCCAAAAAUUAUACGUUCUACUCCCAUCCACAUGGGAAAUAUACGAGAAUUGAUCAUAUCUUCACAGACUCGGCUGGAUUAUCAGUCACGACCGGUAGCUAUAUAGGUCAGAUCACAUGGUCCGACCACGCCCCAGUGAGAUGCACCAUUGAAUGGCCCGGGGCACCGGUCACGCCUUAUAUAUGGCGACUGGACGAAUCCUUAUUAGAUAAUUGGGUAUUGAGACAGAAAUUGGAUAGCACAAUUGAGGAAUACUUCCUUUUAAACGCAGAUGACGCUAUAGCUGACACCACAGUCUGGGAGGCACACAAGUGUGUCCUGAGAGGGGUCCUGAUCAAACACACCUCGGCUCUACGUCGUGAGAGAAGAGCACAAUACGACACCCUCCUAGCGAAGGUGACACAAACUGAGGUGGAACAUAAAGAACAACCCUCUAAUGUGACGAAACAAAGAGAAUUAGCCCGUGCGAGAUCAGACUUGCUGAGCCACUUACAGUCAGAGCACCAAAAACAGGCGCUUAGACUUAGGCAAUACUAUUUUGAACAGAGCAAUAAGGCGGGGAAACUUCUUGCUCGAGCAAUAGCAAGGCAGAGACUGAAAACAUACGUAUAUGAUAUGGUGGAUCAGGAAGGCAAUAGGCACUGUGAUGGUCCGGCUAUAGCUAAUACGUUUGGAAGCUUCUAUGAAGCUCUCUAUAACAUAUACCCUCCAAAUCAGGAGCAGCUUGGGCAGCAACCUGAAGGUGAUCAGGAAAGAGCGAUUUUAGAAUAUCUAGAUGGGGUGGAGAUGUCACGGCUGUCCCAAGCGGAUGCGGAUCAACUUGACUCACCACUCACUUUAUCAGAAAUUCAGCGCGCCAUUAAGCUUCUCCCGGGGGGUAAAAGCCCCGGGCCAGACGGAUUUGGUAUGCGUUAUUAUAAAACAUUCUCUGACAAAUUAGCGCCUCGAUUGCUUCAGAUGUUCAAUCGGUUAUCUGAAACACCACAUUUGCCGAGCUCAAUGCUUGAGGCAUAUAUAUCAGUAAUACAUAAGCCUGGAAAGCCCGAAAAUCUGCCAAGCAGUUAUAGACCGAUCUCACUCCUCAACUCUGAUGUGAAGAUCUUGGCCAAGGUCAUAGCUUGUCGACUCUCUAAGCACUUACCCCAGCUCAUUUCUACCGAUCAAGUAGGAUUUGUACCGGGCAGAGAAGCUCGGGACAAUACCCUCAGAGUUAUACAGCUAAUAUCUUAUGCUCACAAUAAUUCUGCUCCGUUGGCCUUAGUGUCAACGGAUGCAGAAAAAGCCUUUGACCGGGUUAACUGGCUUUUUAUGCGCCAUAUUUUGACCAAAUUGGGGUUUGGAGAGGGAUUGAUACACACGAUCUUCUCUCUGUACUCUACACCAAGCGCUAAGGUACGAGUCAACGGCGUAUUCUCCAGACCCUUUCUGAUCUCCAACGGCACUAGACAGGGGUGUCCCCUCUCCCCUUUGUUGUUUGCCCUGGUGAUUGAGGCCUUGGCAUGUAGGAUACGCAGUAACCCUAAUAUCGAGGGCUUGACAGUUGGCCAAAAAGAGCACAAAUUAGCUAUGUAUGCUGAUGAUGUCUUGGUUAUGUUGUCGGAUACCACUACCUCACUACCAGCGCUGCUAACGGAAUUUGUGGAGUUCGGAAAGGUCUCGAAUUUUCUACUCAAUCUAUCCAAAUCCGAGAUUUUGAAUGUAUCCGUUCCUGACGCAGAUUUUCAGGAGGCAUGUUCCCGUUGCCCCCUUAAAGUAGCAAAACAGCAAUUGAAAUACCUUGGUAUUUCCUUGACAUCCUCAAUCAAAGACAUCGUUGACAUAAAUUAUAAGCACAUUAGAGAUGCUGUAGGAGGUGACAUGGCUAAAUGGAAGAAUAAAUCCAUUACGUGGAUGGGUCGCAUCCACGUGGUCAAAAUGAAUAUUUUGCCAAGAGUACUGUAUGUGAUGCAGACAGUCCCACUCAUGGCGGCGAUGCAUAUUAUACAUCAGAUUCAAUCAGAGAUUGAAUCAUAUAUAUGGAAUGGCGUGAGGCCGAGAGUUCGUAAAAAAACACUGUAUCUGCCCAGAGACAGCGGGGGAGCCGGGGUCCCACUACUGAGAACAUACUUUAAGGCGAUAAUUGUCCAGCGCCUGGUCCAGUGGUGUCAUAAUGGGACUGAUAGAGCCUGGAUUGAGCUAGAUCGCGAAAUUCUGCAGAGAGGCAAUGUAGGAUCACUUGCUUGGGUCUCGGCGCCAAACCGGAACCCAAUAAUCGGACAAUAUCCUUUGCUGGAGGGUGUCUUCGGCAUCUGGGAUACACUGAUCAAACAAGACGAGAGUGUAUCAACCAUAAACUCUCCAGUUACGCCGAUUUUUGAGAAUCCUGAUAAUGGCCUGGCGUGUAGGACACAGUCCCCUAGACAACCAUACACUUUAGCUGAAGCAGCUGUGAGUAAUGCUUUCCAUGAGGGGAAGAUUCAGACUCAAGAGAACCUUAAAAAGUGGGAUCACUGGCUAUUCUCCUCUUGGUUUAGGAUGGCGCAGCUCCACCACUACGUGACCACACGUGGGGGCGCAUCUCCCUUUACAAGGGAUAAAACACCCGUGGAAUCUAUUUGCACGAUGGACCAGAUGCCGGGACACUUAAUUUCCCGCCUAUACAAAUUACUACUGCUGAGCGGAGAGGAGGCGCUACCCUCCUAUGCAGAUGCAUGGCGAGCGGAAUUAGGCUCUGAGAUCACUGUAAAAGAAUGGCAUAUGAUCUUCAAUAAAGCCAAGAGAGUCUCGGUCUCUAUGAGACACCAAGAAAUGCAUUAUAAAUUUCUGAGCCGAUGCUGUUUGAUAGUGGGGGCGUUCCAGCCAUUAACAUGCAGUAUAGUUAUGAGUGGUGCUGAAAACAUGACAUCUCACACAUCAAAUGGGAACAAGUGUGAAAUGUUCACAUGUUUUGCUCAUGGGGCAACAAAGUCUAGCCUGCUGUCUGCUCCCAGCAUUGUCAGUAUGUUUGUACCUGCUCCAGAAGACUUUUCUGAUGACCAACCAACAAUAAUGUUUGAUAGGUGUCAUGACUGUGGUGCUAUUCUGGAAGAAUAUGAUGAAGAAACCUUAGGUCUGGCCAUAGUGGUUCUCUUGACGUUCAUUCAUUUAAGUCCCGAUCUGGCCGCUCCACUUCUGCUUGAUAUAAUGCAGUCUGUAGGACGGCUGGCAUCGAGUACAAAUUUUUCCAACCAAGCUGAAAGUAUGAUGAUUCCUGGUAAUUCUGCUGGGGUUGCUAAGCAAUUUCUGCGCUGUGUAUUCCAUCAGUUGGCUCCCAAUGGCAUAUUUUCCCAGCUUUUCCAAAGCAAUAUCAAAGAUGGCAGCUUCCUACGAACAUUAGCAAAUUCUCUUAUGGAUUUCAAUGAACUGAGCUCCUUUGCUGCACUGAGCCAGUUGCUUGAGGGAUUAAAUAAUAAAAAGAAUUUGCCAGCAGGUGGCACAAUGUUACGCUGCUUGGAGAACAUUGCUACCUUUAUGGAAGCGUUACCCAUGGACUCCCCCAGUAAUCUAUGGACGACAAUCUGUAACCAGUUCCAGACAUUCUUCACAAAACUGCCUUCAGUCCUCCCGCUAAAGUGCUCAUUGGACUCCAGUCUAAGAAUAAUGAUCUGUCUGCUGAAGAUACCAACUUCAAAUGCCACAAGGAGUCUGCUGGAACCGUUCUCCAAGUUGCUGAGUUUUGUCAUUCAGAACGGCAUAUUUACCCUGGCGUACCUCGUAGAACUGUGCGGCUUGUGCUACAGAGCUUUCACCAAGGAACGAGAUAAAUAUUACUUGACACGCAGCGUUAUCUUAGAUCUUCUGCAAGCCUUGAAAUUAAAGUCUCCACUACCAGACACAAAUCUUUUGCUGCUUGUUCAGUUUAUUUGUACAGAUGUUGGAACAAAAUUAGCAGAAUCGACUAUAGUCCAUAAACACAUGAUAACCUCUCUGCCUGGGUGUGGCACCGCAGCUAUGGAGUGUAUACGACAAUAUAUUGGCGAACUUCUAGACUUCAUUGCAGACAUGCACACUCUCACUAAACUCAAGAGUCAUAUGAAGACUUGUUCCCAGCCUUUGCAUGAAGACACAUUUGGAGGCCACCUUAAGGUUGGACUUGCUCAGAUUGCUGCAAUGGAAAUCACAAGAGGAAACCACAGAGACAAUAAAGCUGUUAUACGAUAUUUACCCUGGCUUUACCAUCCUCCUUCAGCGAUGCAACAGGGACCCAAGGAGUUUAUUGAAUGUGUAUCACAUAUCCGCCUCCUGUCGUGGCUUCUGCUGGGAUCUCUCACUCACGGUGUGGUUUGUGUGAACUCUCCCUCUCCAUGUAUGCCAAUUCCCUUGGAUUCGGGCUCCCACAUUGCUGAUCACCUCAUUGUCAUUCUGAUUGGCUUCCCUGAGCAGUCGAAGACAUCGGUUCUGCACAUGUGUUCACUUUUCCACGCCUUUAUCUUUGCUCAGCUGUGGACUGUGUAUUGUGAGCAAGCUGCCAUAGCUCCAACAAUACAGAACCAAAAUGAAUUCUCAUUCACAGCUAUCCUUACAGCUCUGGAAUUCUGGAGCAGAGUGACUCCCAGCAUCCUUCAGCUCAUGGCCCAUAAUACAGUGAUGGUUGAAAUGGUUUGUCUUCAUCUUAUUAGCUUAAUGGAAGCCCUGCAGGAAUGUAAUUCAACAGUUUUUGUCAAGCUAAUACCGAUGUGGUUACCAAUGAUCCAAUCUAAUUUGAAGCAUUUAUCUGCAGGUCUGCAGCUACGUCUCCAAGCGAUCCAGAACAAUGCAAAUCAACAGAAUCUGCGAAUGCUGCAAGGCUCUGCUCAAUUCACCCAUAAUUCUGGAGUCCUACGCAAAUGGUUACAGUGUACCCAGUUUAAAAUGGCUCAGGUGGAAAUUCAGUCAUCAGAGGCUGCCUCACAGUUUUAUCCUCUGUAG